GCCCCACCAUAAAAUCGACAUAAAGUGCUUUUCUCAUGACAAAAAUGACCUUUACAACCUCCACAGCUACAAAUCGUAAAUAUAUACGAACCGAUUUUUAUGAAAUUCUUACAAUCGAGUCACUUUCUUGUGACAGUUUGACGUGUUAAAUACCAGUGGAGUUCAAAUUCAAAAUGGGAGACAACAAAGAAAAAACAAUGCCGAAAUACAUUAAAUUCUUAUUCGGAGGAUCGGCUGGAAUGGCGGGCACCCUCUUCGUCCAACCCCUAGAUUUACUCAAAAAUCGAAUGCAAUUAGCUGCUACACAAAAAGAAAGAGCGACCUCAUUCCAAGUCCUUAAAAAAAUCAUAGCAAACGAAGGCAUCUUCGCCCUAUAUACUGGCCUCUCGGCGGGGCUUUUGCGCCAAGCUACUUAUACAACGACACGUCUGGGGGUGUACUCGUGGCUUUUUGAGACGUUUUCCGAGGAAGGGAAGCCUCCUAGUUUCAUUGUAAAAGCAGGUUUAGGGAUGAUGGCCGGUGUGUGUGGGGCCUUCGUUGGAACCCCAGCUGAAGUAUCUCUAAUACGGAUGACUGCCGAUGGCCGUCUUCCCGCUGCCGAAAGGCGCAACUACAAAAACGUAUUCGACGCUCUCUUCAGGAUAACAAAGGAGGAAGGUGUUUUGACUCUUUGGAGAGGCGCAAUCCCCACAAUGGGGCGCGCAAUGGUGGUCAAUGCGGCACAGUUGGCCACUUAUUCGCAAGCCAAACAGAUUCUCAUGAAUACCGGAUUUUUCCACGACGGGAUUUUCCUACAUUUCUGUUCCUCAAUGAUUUCAGGACUGGUCACAACGGCCGCCUCUAUGCCAGUUGAUAUUGCCAAAACGAGGAUUCAAAACAUGAAGACAAUCAACGGCAAACCUGAAUACUCAGGGGCGAUAGAUGUUUUAGUAAAAAUCGUGAAAAAUGAAGGGCCGUUCGCUUUGUGGAAAGGAUUCACACCGUACUACUUCAGAUUAGGGCCUCAUACCGUCCUUACGUUUAUUUUCUUGGAACAAAUGAAUGCGGCAUAUAAUAAAAUCGUUUUGGGGAAAAAGGGGUCUGGGGGGCAAUUGUAAUCACAAGGGAAAUGAAAGCAAAUGUUACGCUUAUGUUUUUUUUUAUUAAAGUUUGUCUUAUUUACAUAUCGCAUUAUUUAGAUUUAUAAGUUGCACAAAAAAUAACUCAUUAAGGUGUAGGUCAGUUAAGCAAUGGAUUUUUCAAAUAAACAGAAACCUUGGCCGUGUUUUUACUAUUACUAGUCACUAGUCAUCUGAAAGUUACAUGUUUUUGCAGUAAAGACUGAUUCUAUGGAGACAUUGAAUAAACACAAAUAUAACGA
Messenger RNA from Tribolium madens (black flour beetle), 1360 nucleotides. Its product is annotated as mitochondrial 2-oxoglutarate/malate carrier protein-like. Gene Ontology annotation, biological process: oxaloacetate transport; phosphate ion transmembrane transport; succinate transmembrane transport. Gene Ontology annotation, molecular function: sulfate transmembrane transporter activity; succinate transmembrane transporter activity; oxaloacetate transmembrane transporter activity. The transcript is spliced from 4 exons. Lineage: Eukaryota; Metazoa; Arthropoda; Insecta; Coleoptera; Tenebrionidae. The record is from RefSeq and is a predicted model, not a curated record. The coding region runs from base 174 to 1097 and encodes 307 amino acids.